This is a messenger RNA of Colletotrichum chrysophilum, 1344 nucleotides long. RefSeq lists its product as uncharacterized. The transcript has 3 exons. The coding region runs from base 1 to 1344 and encodes 447 amino acids. Gene Ontology annotation, biological process: methylation. Lineage: Eukaryota; Fungi; Ascomycota; Sordariomycetes; Glomerellales; Glomerellaceae. Gene Ontology annotation, molecular function: nucleic acid binding. The record is from RefSeq and is a predicted model, not a curated record. Gene Ontology annotation, cellular component: cytoplasm.
AUGGAGUAUCUCGUGCGCUUCUCUCAGGCCCACGAGUCGUUCCGGCUGCCGGAGCUCCAGGCUCUCGCUGAUCUUGAGGGGAUUCAGAUGAAGGUUGUGGAGUACAGCGCAGAGACCCCCUUCUGCAUCAUCACCCUCCCCUCCCCAGACGACGCCCCCCGCCUCGUCGCCCGCUCCCUCCUCACACAAUCCAUCCACGCCCUCUGGGCCUCCUCAACAACCUACCCAUCCCUCCACGAAACCCUCAAAUCCCUCUUUCCCUCCUCCACCCCGCCGACAACCCCCCUCUGGUCCCCCUCCUACGCAACCGCCUCCUUCCGCUUCAACCUCGACACCUACCAAACAACCCGCCCCCACGCCGACUUCAUCGCCCUCAUCAACUCCUUCAAAUACCUCCCCCUCUCGGGGCCCAUCCGCAUGAAAUCCCCCGACAUCGAGUUCACCCUCUUCGAGGACUGGGACCUCCACGGCCCCGCCCCGAAACGCAUCUACCUCGCCCGCCUCCUCGGCACCGGCGCCCGCCACCUCUCCCUCACCUACGACCUCAAGAAGCGCGGCUACAUCUCCACCACCUCCAUGGACUCCGAGCUCGCCCUCGUCACCGCCAACCUCGCCCACGCCGCCCCCGGCAAGCUCUUCUACGACCCCUUCGUCGGCACCGGCUCCUUCCCCAUCGCGUGCGCCCACUUCGGCGCCCUCGGCUUCGGCUCCGACAUUGACGGCCGCUCCAUCCGCGGCGCCGGCGGCGAGCGCUCCGUCCUCGGCAACUUCGCGCAGUACGGCCUGCGCCACCGCGUCGGCGAGUUCUGGACCGCAGACCUCACGAACACGCCCGUCGUCCGCUCCGGGAAGCGCCGCUGGCUCGACGGCAUCGUGUGCGACCCGCCCUACGGCGUGCGCGAGGGCCUGCGCGUGCUCGGGUGCAGGGACCCGGAGAAGACGCCCUGGGUCGUCGAGGCGGGCAAGACGCGGUACAAGGACAAGGACUUCAUCGCGCCCAAGAAGCCGUACAGCUUCCUGGCGAUGCUGGACGACAUUCUGGAGUUUGCGGGCGACACGCUCGUGGACGGUGGUCGGUUGAGUUUCUGGAUGCCGACGGCGAAUGACGAGGAGCAGGAGAUUCCCGUGCCGGAGCAUCCUAGGCUUGAGCUGGUGGUGAUUUGCGUGCAGCCGUUCAACAAAUGGUCACGGCGGCUCAUCACGUACCGCCGCAUUCCCGACUCGCAGGUCGAUCCGGAGAGGUUAGCCGCGUACAAACGCACGUUCGUGGAGGGGACAACAGCAGAUGAACUGAACCCCUUUCGGCGGGGCUACUUCACCAAGUUCGAAAAGGAAGAAGCCUAA